GAGCUGGUCUGUGGUGGUCUGUCCAUCCUCUCGUAACCAGUGGUACGGCAGCGGUAUGCUAGGUUAGCUGCUGUGGUCGUGUCUAGCCCUAUGGCCAUAGACUGGUCUAACCUUGGCUGUGGAUUCUAACGGUGCGAGUUGCAGAUAACUUUCCCCCCUGCUGUGAUUCAUCUCGUUAUUUAAAAGUCACUGAGCUCAGAUCCGAGAACGUGAACGUGUCUCAGUAAAGCUGUAAAUAACACGGGGAACGUGACGACGGUGUUAUCACAUGCACAUGAUGGAGCUGCGGCCACUAGUUAUGUGCUUUGCUCUCUGCGUGGUUUACGCCACCAGCAAACCAACAGAGAAGAAGGAACGCAUCCAUCACGAUGAUCCCCUCAGUAACCGAGAGCACGAUGAUGCCGAGAGCUUUGACUAUGACCAUGAAGCGUUUCUGGGGCAGGAGGAGGCCAAGACUUUCGACCAGCUCACACCUGAGGAGAGCAAGGAGAGGCUCGGCAUGUUGGUUGAACGUAUAGACGAGGAUAAGGAUGGCUAUGUGACUGCUGAGGAGAUGAAGAGAUGGAUCAAACACGCUCAGAAGAGGUGGAUCUAUGAUGAUGUGGACCGACAGUGGAAGAGUCACGACCUCAACGGGGAUGAAGUGGUGUCCUGGGACGAGUACAAGAACGCCACCUACGGAUACAUUCUGGAUGACCCCGACCCCGAUGAUGGUUUCAGCUACAGGCAGAUGAUGGCUCGCGAUGAGAGAAGAUUUAAAAUGGCCGACCAAGACAACGACAUGAAAGCCAACAAGGAGGAGUUCACAGCCUUCCUUCACCCGGAGGAGUAUGACCACAUGAAAGACAUCGUAGUGCUGGAAACAAUGGAAGACAUCGAUAAGAAUGGAGAUGGUUUAAUUGAUCUUGAUGAGUACAUCGGUGACAUGUACAACCAGGAGGGAGACUCUUCAGAACCAGAGUGGGUGAAGACAGAGAGGGAGCAGUUUACUGAAUUUAGAGACAAAAACAAAGACGGGAAGAUGGACAAGGAGGAGACCAGAGACUGGAUCCUGCCCAAUGACUACGAUCAUGCUGAGGCCGAGGCCAAACAUCUCGUCUACGAGUCGGAUGCAGACAAAGAUGGCCUCCUGACUAAGGCAGAAAUCGUGGAUAAGUACGACCUGUUCGUGGGCAGCCAGGCCACCGACUUUGGAGAAGCUCUGACUCGACACGAUGAGUUCUAACGUCCUCCACCUCCACAGACUUUGUGUUCAUCUUGUGUUUUCCACCUUACUCCUCCGACAGUAGAUGGAGUAGUUUCGAACAAGAUGAGUUUGCCUAAUUCAACGCCACGGACAAUAAUUUAUUUUUUUUGUCAGGGAAUGUGUCCCACUGUACACACUAACAUUUAAAGUAAUGUGUACAUGCUUGGCUAGGGUGUCCUUAUGCUUAGCUGUGUGUAACUUUGGGAUGUAUCACCGGCCUUUGCUCUGCUUCCACCCACUUUCCCUGUCUUGUUUAGGUUAGGCUAAAGAACAAACAGUGUUAGAUGACACUUUAUUUCGGUUGAAUUUAUGUUUUUUUUUUAAUAUGAAAUAGCCAUUUUUUUGACAGAACAACAAGUUUAGGCUUGCAGUAUACACAAUAGUUGGUCAUAGCAUUUUCCUGCAAUGCGCCGGACUGUGAAGAGUAAAGCUAAUUUCUAGCCAUCUGUCGAAUCACGUAAUCGAGCCCAGACUGAAACAGACUAGUUACUGAUUAAUUUGAAGUUUUGUUUUCAUGUCUUUAUUGAUCAUUUAUUGCGUAGUAUAGUGUGUUUUGGAACAAAGAGUAAAUAUAAAAUUCAAUGAAGACAAUUUGGACGAGUGCAAUACAGUAUCAUCAGUGGGACCGUGCUGUGUUUGCUGUACUUGUGGUCCCCCAAAGGCAGCCAUGUUGACACGAGCAGUGGCCCCUGCUUUAGGGCUGGUUGUGCUGUUGAAGGAAUCGAGAUUUAUUUAGGGACUGAUGGAUACUUUGUCGUUGAAGCUGCCUCCUUUCUCAUCACUCAACAGUUUGUGUGUGUGAGCCUGUGUGUGGGUGUGUGUGUGAACCUGUGUGGGUGUGAAUCUGUGUGCGUAUACAUUAUCGUGAUGACUGACUUCCCUCGUAUGUUUCAAGUUUUGUUUAAUUCAGCUGAACUUACUGAACUAACUGAUAUCAUAUGCGUGCCAAGCAAGAAAAAAAAAAAUCUUAAUACCUUUUUAUUUUCCUUCCCCUUUCUCCAAAUACGUUUGUUAUUCUUAUAUUCUCACUUACCCUUCACCGCCAUUUAUAACCACUGUUGAUACUUUUUAUGAUAUACUGUAACGUAUAUGACAAUGUUUUUUUACAGGCUCACUGCAGCAACAAGCAUUUCACGAGUGACUUGACUGUAAAUAAGUUGUUGGUCUGCGAACUGAGCACUCUAACGAGCAGGUCCACUUUUUGUGAUUGAGCAAAAUGUCUCAAUUAAAAAAAACAAUUGGAA
Messenger RNA from Limanda limanda (common dab), 2490 nucleotides. It is a transcript of the gene calub, whose product is annotated as calumenin b. The transcript is spliced from 7 exons. Gene Ontology annotation, molecular function: calcium ion binding. Gene Ontology annotation, cellular component: endoplasmic reticulum. Lineage: Eukaryota; Metazoa; Chordata; Actinopteri; Pleuronectiformes; Pleuronectidae. The record is from RefSeq and is a predicted model, not a curated record. The coding region runs from base 269 to 1225 and encodes 318 amino acids.